Molecule: messenger RNA, 1581 nt
Organism: Micromonas commoda
Lineage: Eukaryota; Viridiplantae; Chlorophyta; Mamiellophyceae; Mamiellales; Mamiellaceae
Exons: 1
Coding region: 1-1581 (526 amino acids)
Biological process (GO): regulation of DNA-templated transcription
Source: RefSeq, a predicted model, not a curated record
AUGACGGAGGUGGACCUGUCGCAGGGGGAGGUGACGUGGCUGUCGCCGCCCGAGCCGGGGUGGGAAGCCGCGCCUUCGGCCAUCGCCGACGGCGACGGCGACAAGAGGGCGCGGUCGCACUCGCCGUCGGCGAUCGAGACGCUCGAGGAAGUCGAGAAGCGCAUCGGCGUCGGCACGAUCAAGUGGAUAUGCUUCCAGGUGCUCAAGGAGGCUGGACCGCACGGGCUGCUGCUCUCGGAGAUUGUGAGCAAGACCCAGGAGAAGGGCCUCAAGGAUUGGACGUCGGUGCGGCAGCCGAGCAACACCGUCAACGCGUGCUGCUCCGGGGACCCGGCGUUCGUGAAGGUGGCGCCCGCGCGCGUCGGCCUCGCGUGCCUCGGAGCGUUCGAAUCCAAGGAGAUCGCUGACGAGGAGGAGAAGGCCGCCGGCGAGAAGAUCCUCUACUGCAGCGCGUGCGACAACGGGCCCUUCAACACCAAGGGCAUGCGAAUGCACAUCAGCAGGUGGUGCACCUUCGCCGCGGGUAAGCCCACCGCGAACCCGGACAUCGUCCCCACGGCCGUCGCGGAUCCGGAGAGGUCCACGAGGGACACGAACCUGAGGAUCACCGCGCACCUCGUGCCGAGCGACACCCCCCAUUUAAACCACAAGGGAAGCCCCGACGACCCGAACCACAAGGCGGCGGUCAAGACGUUCGUGUGCUCCGCGUGCGGCGCCGGGCCGUUCAACGAGAAGGGCAUGGCGAUGCACGCGAGUCGAUGGUGCAAGGUGCAGAACGCCCUGGACGAGGACGACGCCGACUACGCGGCGGCGAUUGGCGGCGCUCUCGGGCGACAGCAGCCGACGACGAGUCCGACGUCGUACCUGGGCGGAUCCGUGGGUCUCACCGGGCUCGCGCCGGUGGGCAUGCCCGGCGUGUCCAUCGGCGCGCUCUCCGGCGGGCUCCCCGCGGAUCUCGGCGGCUUGCUCCCGCAGUUGAGCAACGGCGGCGCGCACUCGGGGCACAUCACGGGCAGCGGCAGCGGCAGCGGGGGCAAGAAGCGCAAGGCGGCGGUGGAUCUCGGACCCGUCGACCCGACGAUGUUCGACAAGCACCUGCCCGCCUUUCCCGUCGGGUUCGCGGCGGUGGCUGGGGCGUCCGGACUGGCGGGUGGGCGGGGGCAGAUGCUCCCGCCGCCGCCGGUGUUUGGCAGGCGCGUGGGCAAGUCGGGUAAGGGAAACAAGGACGAGGCGCACGGCGAAACCACCGAGCUUCGCCUCGAGGUUGAGGUUUGGAAGCAGGAUGGGAGUUUCGUGGCAAAGGCGCCGCUGGUGGUUCCCGCGAACGUCACGUUGGGUAAACUGAAGAUGGCGAUCGCGGACAACACGAAGGGUGCGCUGCCGCCGCACAGGCAGGCUCUGAAGUACCUGGGCGUCCCGCUGUCGGCGCCCGACGACGUUGGGCUCGUGGGUUUGUUGGGAGUCACCGACAACAUCUCGCUGCACCUAACCAUCUUGGAGGAUACCAUGGCUCCACCCAAGGGUGCGGGGAUGCCGGGUUCACCCGCGAGGAAGGCGUUCAUGAAAAACCUAGCGAUGUGA